Molecule: messenger RNA, 1215 nt
Organism: Vollenhovia emeryi
Lineage: Eukaryota; Metazoa; Arthropoda; Insecta; Hymenoptera; Formicidae
Exons: 7
Coding region: 64-1086 (340 amino acids)
Biological process (GO): regulation of transcription by RNA polymerase II
Cellular component (GO): transcription regulator complex; nucleus
Source: RefSeq, a predicted model, not a curated record
AAAAGGCACCUUAAAGCAGUCUCAGCUUUUUCAGCGUGACGCGAAAUUCAACAGUAUUUAGUAAUGAACGACAACGAGAAUGAUGAAAUGGCAACGUUGCAGACAUGCGGAGUUUGUGGAACACUUUGCAAUGUUGACGAAGUGUCAGACCACGUAUGUCUGAAGGGAUACGGGUGUUAUAUUAAUAAGGCAGAACGCUAUUUUUAUCCACUUUUAGAUGAUGGAAGGACGUAUCUGUGCCGUGUUUACAUUGAUGGCGUAGAGAAAGUAGUUCAGACCGACAUUGAUACAACCUUUAACCAGAAUAUACUUACAGUUACUUCCAAAAGAAAGGCCUCGAAGAAAUCGAAGAAAUUGUCGCUAGAAGAGGAAAAUAAUUUAAUUUUAGCCGUUCAAUGUAGAAGGCCUCUGUGGGACAGUAACCAACCGGUGAGCGAGAAAUCCAGGAAAAUCAGGAAACGGCUCUGGAAAGAAGUUGCCGAUGAAUUAAAUGGAGUACUCGACGCAGCUGCUGUACAGCAGAAAUUUAAGUCAUUACGCGAUACAUAUCGCAAAAUAAUUCAGUCAGAACAGUACUUCCCGAGUGGAUCUAGAAGAAAUAAAAAUGAUGGGGACUGUUACAAGUGGAGGCAUUAUAACGCAAUGGAGUUUCUUCGUGAUACCAGUCUAUCGAAGGAUACGUCGAGUAAUAUUCCUAGCUUAGAGAACGAGCUAUCAAAUAAUUCAAUGGACCAAUCAACUUCUCAAGUGCAAAGUCCGAUUCACAUAGAUUCACCCGACGCGUCAUCAUCAAGUACCCUUACGAGUCGUAAAAAGUCAAAACUCGAUAGCAAUUCCAUUAUUAACGAUAGAGUAGCUACUUUUACGGAUCCGCUCGAUAAACUAAUUCAAGUUAUUGAUAGAUGGGAAAAGACGUUAAAUGUUGCACCAGUAAAUACAAGUAAUCCAUUCGAUGCGGUAGAUCAUAUGCUACAAACAGCAGCAUUACAAUUGCGUAAAAUGUCGCCUGAACUACAAAUGCAAACUCUACAGGAUAUUGUUCAAAUGACUUUCUCUAGAUUGCAAGAAGAAAUGAAGAAUAAUUAAAUAUCUUUUAGCUAGAUGUUUAAUUCCGAUAAUUUUUUAUUGACUUUUUUUAUAUUGAUACAAGCAAUUAGCUUUAAAGCUUUAUAAAUGUAAUAAAUGUAUAAAUGUAAUAAAUGUAUUAAAACAAUA